This is a messenger RNA of Penicillium cinerascens, 849 nucleotides long. RefSeq lists its product as uncharacterized. The transcript has 2 exons. The record is from RefSeq and is a predicted model, not a curated record. NCBI's taxonomy places the organism in Eukaryota, Fungi, Ascomycota, Eurotiomycetes, Eurotiales, Aspergillaceae. The coding region runs from base 1 to 849 and encodes 282 amino acids.
AUGGGAGCACCGGAAACGCUUUCCCCCAAGGGGGAGCUAGAUCUCGAGUCUAAUACCCGGUACGAAUACGAUCCCUGGUUGUUGGAUGAUCAUCCUCUCCGCUCCCAUCCCACCGAGUGUAUUCCGGGGCUGGGGUCUUUCCUUGCCGAAUGGUUGGUGUCGGUUCAGAAGCGCUGGAAGGAGAUAUUACUUCGGGCUAUGUGCCUUAUUCUGACAUGCCUGGCUGCGUUUCAAUUGCUUUGCACGCUUCCGUCUCCCACCAAAGCACUCCCACGUCCUGCAACGGCGUCGCGUCUUACCUCUCGCGACUCGCAGAUCACCUGCACUUUUCCCCACUCAGACCCCCGAGCGAACGCCAUUGCGCAAUCCGUUGCUGCCGGAUGCGAAGGUUUCCGCACCGACAUUUGGAUGCACGACAACGAGCUGCAGAUGGGCUUGUCUAGCCUCGAUCCUGCCAAUGACUUGCACCUUCGUUUUGAUUCGCUCCUCGUAGAUCUUGAGCUUCAAGAUGCCUCCAUGAGAACCCAGAUUCUGAUGAAGGAAGAGACGCCUUCGAGCCCGGUUGACGAUCGGACAUUUACGCUAGUGUUGGAUGCCAGAUCCCCUAUCCACGAACUAUACUCCAACCUUGUGUCGCACCUCGACACUCUACGCCAACGCGGUUACCUGACCCACUGCGACGGUGCUAAAGUCGUUCAGGGCGCGGUCACUAUUGUGGUAACGGGCGAUUGGGUGACCAGCUCGGACUGCUCCGAUCACUCAUACUCGGACGUCUUCUGGUACUCGAAGGGGGCUAUUUUUUGGGAUGGUGUUAUAAAUGAGCAUCUGAUCCCAAUCUGUGCGGUAUGA